CGUUCUGCACCUGCCAUCAUCACCGCGCCUGCUGUAUUCCAGGCCGCACACUGCAGUAUAUGCAGUCCAGCGAACUAAAGACCGAAUUUCAAGAGAAACACUCCUUUCAACAGGAUGGGAAUCUGCGUGCACUGAGCGUUCAGCCUGGCGGGUUUGGCGCGCGUCGAGCGGAGCUUUGGCCGAGAUUACUCGAUGCUCAGCCAUCCGAGAAAGCAGAUACUAAGGAGGAAGGGUCUACCGACGAACCGCACCCCGACGAACGACAGAUCCGGCUCGACACCGAUCGUAGCUUCGUCCUCUAUCCAGUAGACCCCUCAGAUGACAAGGCGCCCUUGCAAGAGGAGCUGCACCAACUCAUCGUGUCUAUCUUCCGUAAACGACGGAAGUUGAGCUACUUCCAAGGCUACCAUGACAUUAUUUCUGUCCUCUUCUUGACCCUGCCGGAAGACACGCGAUUCACAACCGCGGAGAAGAUGAGCCUGCACCGGUUAAGGGAUUCGAUGGGUGCAAGCCUUGAGCCUACACUAGGGCUGCUGAGAGUGACUCGCAAUCUCCUCCGAAUAUGCGACCCGCCAUACGCUGAGUUGCUUGAACGCAACGCGCCCCUGCCAUUCUACGCUCUUUCCAAUCUCUUGACACUGUUCGCGCACGACAUGCCUACUUUACCAUUGAUCCAGCAUGUGUUCGACUAUCUGCUAAGUCGAGAGCCCAUAGCAAUUGUCUACCUCUGCACCGCAGUGCUGCUGGCGAGAAAAGACGAAGUGCAUUGGCUGGAGGAGCAGGAUGAGGAAGGCAUGGUGCAUAGCCUACUCAGCAGUCUCCCGAACAUUACGGACGAGGAAGAUACCCCGAAGGCGCCACCAGAAGAGGACGAGUAUCUGCCGCUGGAGCCAGACGCUGGCGAGGGUGGUACACAAUAUGCAACAUAUCCUGUCCAAGCGGUCGACCCGUCAGAGGACGACGGCGAUGUCACCGUCGCUGCCUCGAUACCCCUCCCACCCUCCCGCCCUUCAAGCCCAACCAACCUUGUCGAGAACCGCAGCUCCACACCCCAAGGCCCGCCCCGCCCCACCAUCCCCCUCUCAUCCCUCCUUCAAACCGCCGACGCCCUCUACGCCCAAUAUCCACCCACGCACCCCGCCCUCCACCUCUCCUCCAUCAUGGGCCCCCAGUCCGUCAUCUUCACCUGGAACACCCACAUCCCCGACGACGACGCAGAGGCCAUGGUCGCCCGCCCCGACCUCGUCGUCUAUCCCGAGGUCGACGAGGAGCUCGAGGCGCGGAGAAAGGAGAGGGAGGCAGCGAGGGACGCGAAGAACCCGCGCCGAGCGAGGAGGAAAUUGCACAAGCGCUUCCGCGUAAGGGACCGAAGGGUGGUGAUGGUUGCGGGUGCGGUGCUGGUGUUGGGGGUUGCGAUGGCGGUGUAUGGGCAGAAGCAGGGGCAGAGGGGUGGGCUGUUGGAUAUGCUGAGGGAUUCGGAGAGCAGGCGGCAUUGGAUACAGCUUGGAGGGUGGGUAGGGGGAGCAGUCGCUGGUGUGGGAGAGAGGAUAUGGGGCAGGGGCUGAUCGAGAAAGGCCGCGCUACUCUAGGACGCUUUCUGCUCGCUGUCAGUGGUAGGAGUGUAAGUAUGUACGAUGACCACCUGCUAAAUUAUCUUCGGACGAUGUGACCAUUGCUGACGCUCAGAGCUGGUCAAGUAGCAUCUUUCUCGCUCCGGUGACUUGCCUUAGUCGACAGCGGCUCAUCUACGCCGCGCUCACCUUCAUUUGAGCGAAGUUGAACCGUUACUAGUCACGCCUUUGUCACGUUUGGUGCCCAAAUGGAGCCCCAUCAUGCACUCCAUCUUCCUCACUGCCCCUCGUUACCUG
This is a messenger RNA of Schizophyllum commune H4-8, 1868 nucleotides long. RefSeq lists its product as uncharacterized. Gene Ontology annotation, biological process: positive regulation of GTPase activity; endoplasmic reticulum to Golgi vesicle-mediated transport. Gene Ontology annotation, molecular function: GTPase activator activity. The transcript is spliced from 8 exons. The coding region runs from base 60 to 1565 and encodes 501 amino acids. Lineage: Eukaryota; Fungi; Basidiomycota; Agaricomycetes; Agaricales; Schizophyllaceae. Gene Ontology annotation, cellular component: endoplasmic reticulum membrane. The record is from RefSeq and is a predicted model, not a curated record.